Molecule: messenger RNA, 2761 nt
Organism: Anoplopoma fimbria (sablefish)
Lineage: Eukaryota; Metazoa; Chordata; Actinopteri; Perciformes; Anoplopomatidae
Exons: 11
Coding region: 112-1263 (383 amino acids)
Source: RefSeq, a predicted model, not a curated record
CAAGGCAAGGUUUGUCUCUUGUCGGCUUCUGUACCCUCCACCAGGAAGUUACAACAAUUUCAUUCAAUUUGUGUGGCGGUGUUGAAACCUGUUACAACUCUUCAUUUCAAAAUGCGUAGAAGAACCGAAGCUCCAGCAUCAAACAACGAACCUGCCAAUGGCGACAGAAAGGAUCCCAAUCAAAGACCGCGCAGCCAAUCUGGGGCUGAAGGCAGAGUGUCGUAUGGCUCUGUGCUCAUGACCAUUGGAAAGUGUUUACUCUUGAUCAUCUUCAUCCCUCCGUUCCUCAACUAUGCAUCGCUGCAGAGAGAAGGACAGAUGCUCUUGCCUAAAGAUGGCCAGAUUGUUGAUGUUGGUUUGGGUCAAAAGAUGCAUCUUUUGUGUAAAGGACAAGGACAACCAGUUGUAAUACUGGACGCACCGACUGGAAUGUCCUCAGACGUUUGGUUGCAUGUGCAGGAAAAUGUGGCCACACUAACAAAGGUCUGCACCUUUGACAGAAUGGGACUGGGCUUCAGCAAGCGGCUGCUGCAGAAUGAAACCACGGGAACCGAGAAAGUUUGGGGGAUGUCGACGUCUGGACGCAUGGUGGAUGAUCUGCACCGACUCCUGCAGGCCGCUGAAAUAGCCAAGCCCUUCAUCCUGGUUGGCUCUGAGAUCGGCACCCUCAACGGCAGGUUCUACAGCCACAUUCACGACGUGCAAGUGUCAGACCUGGUGCUGAUUGAUCCCAUCCCAGACGACAUUUUCGAGGACGAACAGUGGACAGAGUACUGGUAUGGUAAGCUGUUGCCCUCGCUCCAAGUCAGGCAGUUUUCAGCAGCUACAGGGCUGAGCCGCAUGCUGAUCAUCCUCGGGGUGAUGGAACCGACAGUUAAAGGCGAAAAUGUUUCGGAGGAGGUCAUCCAGCGUCAGAAAUACCUACUAAGUAACCCUGCCCACCAGAGCAGUGCUGUGGAUGAGCAUUACUUUCUGAAUGAAAGUGCAUCUCAAGUAAGGGAUAUCACAAAGUUUAAGCCGCUCUCCAGCAGGACGUCAGUGAGCGUGAUCACCGGCGAUUCCUUUGACCAGCAAAUACCAGAACAUCUAAACCAGAUGGUAGCCGAGCUUCAAAAGAAGUUUCUGGAGGAGUCCUACCCGUCAGCCAAUCACAUCCACAUAAAAGGAGCAGACCGGCGAAUGAUCUACAAGGAACCAUCUGCCAUCAGCCAGCACCUGAGGAAGCUAGUCAACCGACGACAAGCCAAACAGCAGAGCGAGUGACCCAUGGCCAACAUGCAACAAUAGCCCAGACAUGGACAGGGUAAUCAUUGAAUAUGUUUUAAAUAUUCAAUAAAAUAUUCAGGUCCAUCUUUUUAUUUUUUAUUUUUAAAAACUUUCCCUGCAGCAAUCUAUAGAGAUUUUGUACAUGUCUGGUAGGGUUCAUCAAAAAGUCAAUUUUUGAACAUUGGGAGCUUUUAAAUUGUAAAAUAACUGGAGGGUUAUUCAGUGCGAUGACAUAUUUGCUGUCUUAGAGUCGGGAAAUCUUAUCUUUCGAGUUGUUAUUUCAGUCUCUCUACCUGAUUGGCCAGUGACAAAAAUUAAUACAUUACUCCUUAUCAAUGUAAAGGCCACACACGCCGCUGCUCAUUUUAUCUCAUUUGGUUCAGUCUUAAUAUUCUGCCUUGUUAUAGCCACAGGGUAACGUACAUUGAGUUCUCUCUCUCUCUGUUGCGUCAGCUUCAGUCAUUUGUUUCUUGCAUAUAAUUGAGUUACAUCACAAACAGUUGUAGACCUCCAUGUUUGGACUUUUAAUCAGCGGACAGAUGAGUCUGGCCUGCAAAGCUGUAUUUUUAUACGUUUUAAACUGCAUGGAACUCACUUUUGUGUCCAACAUGAUUUGUUUCGAUGAAAGAAAGGGCAGACAGCAAUGGUUUAUCCUGAGGAUUUAAGUUUAAUUAUGACACCACAUCAAAAUAAAAAUUUCCAACAGAUCUGGAAUUUAAUUCCAUCCAUAUACAUGCAUAGCAACAACGUUUUAAGAAACAUUUUCUCCCAUAAUCAGGACAUUGGAAUGAUCAUUUUACAUCAGUAUCCCCACUGACCUCCCACCCAUCUUGUUCAUCAGCAAUAAACGUAAUUCUUGUACAACUUCUUUUUUUUUUCCUUCCCUACGGGGGUUACAAAUAAUUAUAUGCACAGUCCCCCAAUUCAUAAUACUGCUUUCAGUAAUGUUCCCUCAUUUACAAAGUAUUGCAUUGAGAGCAAAAUUUCAAAAAGGGAGACCAAAGUGUAUCAUCAAACAGAAAUACGAGUACUAUACAAGAAUGCUGCCAUCCUCAUGAAAACAUCCACAUCUGAGUUGAAGAAAAGAGACAGGGACAAACAGCCACAUAUGUAUGCAAAGCCAUAUGUAUAUGCCAAAAUGUGAGAUGCAGGGUUGUGCCUGGUUAUCACCCCCGAAAUGGUGAUUUCUUUAAGGCAAACAAGUCAUUAGUAGCAAUCUGCAUGUGACAUUGUGAGCGUAUACAGAAACUGGUACAGCAAAUAAGAAUACACAAGUGCCUCAGUAGCUAUUUUUGUGUCUAAAAUGCAUCUCAUUUUUGUAUUGUCUAUUUGUUUCAUUGAGCCUACACUACAGUGUAAACAAUAUGUGUGCUACACAAGAAUGACUAUACAAUAACAUUACAAACAACUCUGAUAUAAAUUUCAUUUUGAAUUUAAAUUAAGAUCACUACUCCUAUUAAUACUGAUUGUAAAAUAAAUUAAUGAGAAAGUGGCA